Amphimedon queenslandica is the source of this 318-nucleotide messenger RNA. RefSeq names its product probable Xaa-Pro aminopeptidase 3. Bases 73 to 318 code for a protein of 81 amino acids. The transcript has 3 exons. Gene Ontology annotation, biological process: proteolysis. Lineage: Eukaryota; Metazoa; Porifera; Demospongiae; Haplosclerida; Niphatidae. Gene Ontology annotation, cellular component: mitochondrion. The record is from RefSeq and is a predicted model, not a curated record. Gene Ontology annotation, molecular function: aminopeptidase activity.
GAUCUAGAUGGACCAGAUUUAAUUCAAGUGCUCAAUGGUUUGUAUCCUCACGAUAUUGGGCAUUAUUUAGGAAUGGACGUACAUGACACGCCCCUUCUGUCUCAUAACGUGGUUCUUCAGCCUGGUAUGGUAAUUACUGUAGAACCAGGUGUCUAUGUUAGGAGAGACUUUCCCAUUCAAAACCACAUCAAAGCUAAAGAGUUUCUUGGAGCUGUUGUAAGAAUUGAAGAUGAUGUCCUCAUUACUUCUGAUGGACCUCAAGUACUGAACAAAGGGACACCUCAAACUGUUGAGGAAAUAAGUGAACUAAUUAAUUAA